AUGGCAACAACAACAUCCGUCUCCAACUCGACUCUCGACCGCCACAAUUCGCGACGAUCACAACCACAGUCCACGCCCACCAGAACGCAGUCAUCACGAUCGAAGACCGCCGUCCCGCCCAGCCCCCAGCGCGCGCAGUCGAGCCACCAUCGAACUUCAUCGCGCCACGGAGCUGGACCAGAACGACCGCCGCAUGCUGAUUACGAACACGCACGACGACGCAGCUCCAGCAGAGACCAACCCUCGCAGUCGCAAGGAGAGUCUAGCAGCAGAGGCGCGUCGAGUCAUCAUCACCAUCGACAUCAUAGCCAUAGCCGCCAUUCGAGAGACAUGUCGACCGCCGCUGCAAAUGGAGGGGGGCCGGCGCCUGUGGUGACCCCCCAGGAGUCCAGGCAUACAGGAAGAUCAUCCAAAUCACGAACGACCAUACCCGCUCAGACAGGCAAUUGGGUUCUGGGAAAGACAAUUGGUGCUGGAAGUAUGGGGAAGGUCAAGCUGGCCCGGAGACCAGAAGGUGGUGAACAGGUUGCUGUGAAAAUUGUUCCGCGAGGAUCUACUGCGGAAGAAAACCAUAAUCAAAGUCGAGCUGAUAGAGAGCGUGCCGAUCACUCGAAAGAGGUGCGAACAGCACGGGAAGCCGCCAUAGUGACCUUGUUAGACCACCCAUAUAUAUGCGCGAUGCGAGAUGUCGUACGGACCACCUACCACUGGUACAUGCUCUUUGAAUACGUCAAUGGAGGGCAAAUGCUUGACUAUAUUAUCUCUCACGGACGAUUAAAGGAGAAGCAAGCGAGGAAGUUCAGCAGACAGAUCGCCAGUGCUCUGGAUUACUGUCACAGGAAUAGCAUUGUUCACCGUGACCUCAAAAUCGAAAAUAUUCUAAUCAGCAAGACUGGGGAUAUCAAGAUCAUUGAUUUCGGGCUGAGCAAUUUGUUCGCUCCAAGAAGUCAUCUCAAGACCUUUUGCGGCAGUCUCUAUUUUGCAGCGCCCGAAUUAUUGCAAGCAAAAGCUUACACUGGCCCAGAAGUAGAUGUAUGGAGUUUUGGAAUUGUUCUCUAUGUUCUAGUCUGCGGAAAGGUUCCUUUUGAUGAUCAGAGCAUGCCAGCGUUGCAUGCCAAAAUCAAGAAAGGUUUGGUGGAUUAUCCUAAUUGGUUAUCUGUUGAAUGUAAGAAUCUCAUCUCUCGAAUGCUCGUAACCGAUCCGAAGCAGCGUGCCAGCCUCCAGGAGAUAAUGAAUCACCCAUGGAUGAUUAAAGGAUUUGGCGCGCCACCAGAGAACUACCUACCAACCAGAGACCCAAUUCAAAUGCCUCUAGACCCUGCUGUUAUACAAGCCAUGACAGGUUUCGACUUUGGCCCUCCCGAGCUUAUCGAAGCUCAGUUAACUGAGGUUAUUGAGUCACCAGAGUACCAGAGAGCUAUCAAGCUGGCUGCUCAAGAACGAGAGAUGCAGGGACCACCAAGAGAAAAUGAGAAGAAGAGAGGGUUUGGAUUUGAUUUCUAUAAGAGGAGAGGUUCGACCACGAGCCGUGAUACUCUCACUGCACCAAGUUCGGAGGGCUUGGCUCUUGGAAACGAUCCAGUCAACGCCUACCACCCUCUCAUAUCGGUGUAUUAUCUUGUCAGAGAGAAGCAGGAUCGCGAUCGACUUGCUGCGAAUCCUGGAGCAACGAGCAUGCCUCGUGUACCGGGAGAAGCCCCACUUCAGGUGCCAGAAUUGUCGGCACCCAAGGCUGCGUAUACGAAUUCUGCAGCAUACGAAAUGCCCGGUGAAAAAGCAACAGGAGGGCGGUCAAGACCACGUGCACGUACCCAUGGGGAAGACGAGGUCACAGAGGGUAUGAAGAAUUUGAGGGUAGCUGGGACGUCGAGCGGACAGAAUUCUCCUGCCAUUAUCGAACCUAAUCCUGAACCCACCCAUCACCGAAAAGAGAGCACUGCAGCAGGAAUACUACGAAGAUUCAGCACCCGGAGGCGUAAGGAGACGUCUGAAAAGAAUUUUGAUAGAAGUCACCCACCCCAAGUUCAUGUACAACAGCCACACGAGCAAAGCACAUUGCGCAAGAGCUUCAGCGUCCGACGGACCCGCGAGCGUGAUAAUGAGGGCCCACCCUCUUCAAUCCUACGUUCUGGAAGCAGCCAACCGCAACAUAGCGACCUUCUCUCGCCUCCCAGGUCGGCAGAUAACAAUGCACGUAAUGCGAAGGGAUUAGGAAGAUCAACGAGUGUGAAUUCCGCAGAGUUUCGGAAAAAGGAGAGUAGAAGGGGUGCCUCAGAAGGGGUCCCUCCACCACCCAGAGUUACAUACAAGGAGCCACCGCCUACGAGUGGAUCAGAUCAUUCGACAACCAACGAAAAGCCUGAUGACAAGACUUUACGCGAUGGAGAGCCUAAGUCGGCUGGCCACUUGAAUCCGAAAUCUGCCACGAUGAGAGCAAAAUCACUUGGCCAUGCACGUCGGGAAAGCAUUCAGGCUCGGCGUGCUCGCCGUGAAGAGGCCCGGGAAGCAAAUGUUCCUGAGGAGACAGAUAUGGACGCUGGGGAUGCUAGUGGAUUGUCAACUGAGCGAGUGGAUUCGGCCGAAAAUGCCAAGCCGGUCUUCCUCAAAGGGCUAUUCAGUGUUUCGACAACUUCAACAAAACCGCUAAGUUUCAUUCGAUCCGACAUAAUAAGAGUUCUUAGACAGCUGAAUGUGGAAUUCAAUGAGAUUCGUGGAGGUUUCAGUUGCAGGCACAUGCCUUCAAUUGACCUGAAGAAAGUUGUGGAUAUACCUCCUAGCAGUCAUGGAAAUCAAACACCUGGCCAUCGUCGUCGGAUAAGUUUUGGUGGGUUUAUGAGUGGAAACAAUAACAGCAAUAGUAUCGACAGAGAGCGCGAGGACUUUAGAGAAUCUCCAAACACUCCAAGGACGCCCGCCAGACACCGCAACGAUACCAGUUACACAAAUUCGGAUGCAUCUGAUGAGAGUGUUGGGCGUAACAAUCAUGGCUCUUCCGCUCGAGCAGUUGGAGAAACAAGCACGCACGUACAAAGCGAACUUGGUGGCAGCAUGAUUCUGGAAUUCGAAAUUUUUAUCGUCAAAGUACCAUUACUCACGCUUCACGGCAUCCAAUUCAAACGACUUGCUGGUGGAACUUGGCAAUACAAGAACAUGGCUGAUCAAAUCCUCCGAGAGCUCAGACUUUGA
Molecule: messenger RNA, 3186 nt
Organism: Glarea lozoyensis ATCC 20868
Lineage: Eukaryota; Fungi; Ascomycota; Leotiomycetes; Helotiales; Helotiaceae
Product: Protein kinase-like (PK-like)
Exons: 3
Coding region: 1-3186 (1061 amino acids)
Biological process (GO): microtubule cytoskeleton organization; protein phosphorylation; intracellular signal transduction
Cellular component (GO): cytoplasm
Molecular function (GO): ATP binding; protein serine/threonine kinase activity; tau-protein kinase activity
Source: RefSeq, a predicted model, not a curated record